Messenger RNA from Phanerochaete carnosa HHB-10118-sp, 3180 nucleotides. RefSeq lists its product as uncharacterized. The record is from RefSeq and is a predicted model, not a curated record. The coding region runs from base 1 to 3180 and encodes 1059 amino acids. Gene Ontology annotation, biological process: positive regulation of TORC1 signaling. Gene Ontology annotation, molecular function: protein binding. NCBI's taxonomy places the organism in Eukaryota, Fungi, Basidiomycota, Agaricomycetes, Polyporales, Phanerochaetaceae. The transcript has 7 exons. Gene Ontology annotation, cellular component: cytoplasm.
AUGGUGGUCCAAACGGAGAAGCGUCUCAUCUGGCACCCCAGGCUGGACAACAAAUUCUUGGUUGGAGGGAGCUCUCAAGUUACGCUGUACGAAUGGGCUGCAGAGUCUUCCGAGAUUAAGCAUGUCACGUCCAAGCAAGAUCUCAAUCUCAUGAAGUGUGUUGCCUGGUCUCCUGACCCGGCGUUCGAUGAUUUGGUUGCUGUGGGGUUUGGAGGUGGAAAGGUCGAUCUCAUACGGCUGGAGACUACGAGGUCCGCGAGGAGCCAGGGGCUAUCGAGUGGUCCGUCCGUUACCCUUCCAGUGCGCAACUCACGCUCGUGCAAUGCCUUGGCAUUUAACUCCGUCGACCCGAAUUAUCUUGCCGUCGGUUUAGACAAGGUUAGAGGUGACGCAAGUCUUGUCGUUUGGGACGUUGUUACCGCAAACCCAGCGUUGUCGGUCAAGUCGCCCACGCAACUAACGUUCAAUUUGGCACCACCAGGAUCUCUUCCUCGACCGCAGCCUAUAAUCCCGCGAGGUGACGUCGCACCGAGAACAGAUCCCAGAGUGCUCCAGCAGCUCGCUUCAACGGAGGUGGUAACCUCGGUUUCGUUCCUGCCAAAGUCUACGCAUCUACUACUCGCUGGAAUAUCGCACCGAUGGCUCCGUCUGUUCGACCUUCGCAGUCCCACUCCCGGCGUGACCACUGCCGCCAGCAAGGUGCACGGUAUUGCUACCGACCCCUUUGACCCCCACCGUAUCGCCUGCUAUGGCGAUGGAGUCGCUACGAUUUGGGAUGCACGCCGCCUAUCCCACCCGCUGCUUACGUUCACCGAGAAAGAUGCGUCGGCGGACGGCGCCAGACCAAGACAGAGCGCAAUAUUAACUUGCGUAGAGUUCUCCCCCGUUCGACGCGGACUAUUGGCCACGCUCGAGAAGGAAGCCAACCAUGUUCGCUUCUGGGACCUACAGCAGGUCGAACUUCACGCUCAUAGGACCCCGGACCGAAGUCGGUCGCGCGACUCGUCGCAUUCUACCAGAGCGAUUCGUAUGUCAUGGGUGAACCCUUCGAAUAUGCUGCCCUGGUCAAAUCCCGGCAACACCCAUGUCCCAGUUCCCCCGACGCCAGCUGACACCUCAAACUUACCAUAUCAACUUGUACUUUCUAACACACGCAGAACUGAAGGCUUCAAUAAGACGCUAGGAUCCUUUGCUUUCGUUCCAUCCACAGGUUCAUACCCGUUGACGUCAGAUGUUAUGGUCGUCAACCGCGAAGGCGAUCUUGAGCUGUAUGCAGUUCACGACACUCCUAUACACAACCCCUGGAGCGCCCGCGGCGAACUCGCUCUGGGCAUCGGUCGUUCAUAUGCGUUCAUGCCUGCAUUCCAGGAGUCCGAGCCGCCACUGGAGCCCUGGGAGAUCGACGUCGCGGCGCCACCCCGGCAGCAGACCCCUCAUUCUGUCGACAGGCAGCUCCUGCACGACGACAUCUCUCCGCGCGGUCGAGGGCAGACAACGGCGCCGAUGUUCGGCAAGGGCGACGAAGACGGCUUCCCGGCCCUCCCCUGCGAAGACACAGGCCAACCUCGCAGCGACACGGCCGCUGCCCAUCCGCGCCACGGAGUAGCUGCGAAGCGCGUGGCCAGCUCUCCUUCGCCUGCCCGCCAGGACUCUGUCCUCAAAUUUGCUUCGGGCAAGUCGCAGAGCUCCGCUCGCAAGGCGAAAACCCCUGGGCUGCUUUGGGGAAAGUCGCCCGAGGUGACGAUGCAGCAUAUCAUUGAAGGAGAUAUCUCGAUGAUUAUGCGAAGAAGAGUUACCCACGGAUACGGGCUGUUAUCGCCAAUACACAACUACUCGUUGGUCGUUCAGGAUGACCCACCAGAUUCGGCGCUAAGCCAGGUGUGGCUCUGGAUCCAUCAUAUACAGUCUCUACUCUCUGCUCCACCCUCUGCGCUUGAGGGGUACAAUUUUUCGUACCAAGGCGUAAUCGGUGUUUGGGAAGGGUUUAGGUCGUCCCGUUCACAUAUGUCAGCACACCAAACGCCACGGAUAUCUCAGCGCGGCCUGAUGCUUGACAUUCCGCCCAAUCCGGUAUCGAACUUGCUCCUGGAACAGCAUCAUCCCCGUUCUCGGUCGCGACAAGGCGAUGGUCGACGCCCCAAGGGUGGAGCAGACACGCCGCACGACGAAUUCUCCAGCGCGGUUUCUACGCUGCUUUCUGAGAAGUUGCCGAACCACACCUCGUGGAAGCCCGCGGUGAACACGAACAAGCUUGCGCAGCGCCAGCUGGCCCUCUACAUGUGCGCAUGGAGCCUCGCAGAGGAAGACCUCUCGCACGCAGUCCGGCGCUGGGAGAAAGAGCACCGGCACACCCAGGCUGCGUGCUGGCUCGUCUUCACCAAGCAGUACCAUGCUGCCGUCGAGGUGCUGAUGCGGAGCAAAGCAGCGACAGACGAAGCGCACCACAUGAUGUCCGGCAUGCUUGCCGCGCUCGCCGCUUUCGGUAGCUCGGGAGUGCGUAACGUCGAGCUGCGCGAAACCUGCGAGCGCCUCGUCGUCCGUCUCCAAGACCCGUACCUCCGCGCCAUCCUCAGCCACUUGACCUCCACCGACGACUGGGAUGAGGUCCUGGGAGAAGACCUUCUGCCUCUCCGGGAGCGACUGGCGAUCGCCCUCCAGUUUCUUAACGACAAGGAGCUGACUGCCUAUCUGCGGCGCGUGCUGGAUCGCUGUAUACACGAUGGCGACAUUGAAGGUUUGAUCGUCAGCGGGCUAACCUCUCAAGGCAUGGACAUCCUGCAGACGUUUCUGGACGCUUCGGCAGACAUUCAGACUGUCUCGUUGUUGACCUCCCUCAAUCCGGCUAGAGCGCAGGAGGGUCGCACCGAGCGCUGGCUGGGCGCAUAUCGAGAUCUUCUCGACGAAUGGAAACUGUUCCAUCACCGGUGUCAGUUCGACAUCGACCGUGGACGCAUCCUCAACGAUGCGAUCCAGAGCGGCGAGAUACAACCGUUCAGGUUCACGCCGCCGCAGAUGAUCCUGCGGUGCAACUACUGCAACAAACACCUGACCCCGCCGCUCCCCAACAACCUGAGGGUGCGUGCAACUUCCCGUUAUCGGCUUGGCACUGCUGAUAAGGCGCGCAGGCGACCUCGUGCUCACAUUGCGGGCGCUCUCUGCCACGGUGCUCGAUAUGCCUGA